Zalophus californianus (California sea lion) is the source of this 547-nucleotide messenger RNA. Its product is annotated as histone H2A type 1-E. Bases 23 to 415 code for a protein of 130 amino acids. Gene Ontology annotation, molecular function: structural constituent of chromatin; DNA binding; protein heterodimerization activity. Lineage: Eukaryota; Metazoa; Chordata; Mammalia; Carnivora; Otariidae. The transcript has a single exon. Gene Ontology annotation, cellular component: nucleosome. The record is from RefSeq and is a predicted model, not a curated record.
UCGCGGUGCGUUUGGGACCGUGAUGUCGGGACGCGGCAAGCAAGGCGGCAAGGCUCGCGCCAAGGCCAAGACGCGCUCGUCGCGGGCCGGCCUGCAGUUCCCGGUGGGCCGCGUCCACCGCCUGCUCCGCAAGGGCAACUACGCCGAGCGGGUCGGGGCCGGCGCGCCCGUGUACCUGGCGGCCGUGCUCGAGUACCUGACGGCCGAGAUCCUGGAGCUGGCGGGCAACGCGGCGCGCGACAACAAGAAGACGCGCAUCAUCCCGCGCCACCUGCAGCUGGCCAUCCGCAACGACGAGGAGCUCAACAAGCUGCUGGGCCGCGUGACCAUCGCGCAGGGCGGCGUCCUGCCCAACAUCCAGGCCGUGCUGCUCCCCAAGAAGACCGAGAGCCACCACAAGGCCAAGGGCAAAUAAGGUCUCAGUUCAGAUACCAGUCUUUAGGAACCAAAGGCUCUUUUCAGAGCCACCCACCACUUCUGAGGAAGAACUUAACACUCUUGGAUGUAAAGAACACGAAAUAACUGGUCUCCUUUUUGACGUGACCAA